This is a messenger RNA of Cryptomeria japonica (Japanese cedar), 591 nucleotides long. RefSeq names its product probable calcium-binding protein CML22. The transcript has a single exon. The record is from RefSeq and is a predicted model, not a curated record. NCBI's taxonomy places the organism in Eukaryota, Viridiplantae, Streptophyta, Pinopsida, Cupressales, Cupressaceae. The coding region runs from base 1 to 591 and encodes 196 amino acids. Gene Ontology annotation, molecular function: calcium ion binding.
AUGUCUUCAAUCUUGGAUGUUGAUGAGUCUAUCAUUGAGAAUAAUUGGUAUUACAGUUGUCUCUUGAUUCCAAAGAAAAGCAUUAACACUGAAGCAACUUUUAGUGAGAGUCUAUGUGAUAAUGAGCAUGCUGAUGAAGAUAGGGAGUAUCAUAGCAAUCCUUAUGAUAAAAAGCAUCAACAUCCCAUUGCAAGGAAUAAACAGAUAAUGAGAGAAGAAGGUAGUAAUAGUAAUAGUCCAUGUUUUGGGUCAAGAGAUUCUGAUUCAGAUGAAGAGGCUGAGUGUCUUGCAAGUAUGUCUAAAGCUUUGGAUGUGGAUGGCGAUGGAAGAGUUAGUUCAGAUGAGAUUGUGAGGUUUUUGGAGAGAUUAAGUUUGGAAAUGCCAAAGGAGGAGGUGGAAUUAGCUAUGAGAUCAAUGUCUACAUGUGGUGUUGACUUUCUCACUUUAAUUGAGUUUGGUGAGUUUUAUAGAAUUGUAUUUGCGGAUAAGGAGGAGGAAAUGGAUAAUGUGAAGGUUGAGGAGAAGGUAAUUAGUGAGGCAUUUAAUGUGUUUGAUCAAAAUGGAGAUGGGUUUGUUGGCAUUAUGGAUUAA